Messenger RNA from Leptosia nina, 813 nucleotides. NCBI's taxonomy places the organism in Eukaryota, Metazoa, Arthropoda, Insecta, Lepidoptera, Pieridae. The record is from the annotation of a GenBank genome assembly.
AUGCAGAUACCCAAUGAGUACAUUUCUACGGCCGAAGAUAUAGCGGAUCAGGUCAUAAGAAAAGGAAAGAAUGUACUACCAACAGUGGCUCGGCUGUGUCUCAUAUCCACAUUCCUUGAAGAUGGUCUACGAAUGUGGUUCCAAUGGUCAGAGCAAAGAGACUACAUGGACAUGUCAUGGGGCUGCGGGAAGUUCCUUGCUACAAUGUUUGUUAUAGUAAACCUAUUUGGUCAAUUGGGAGGAUGCGUAAUGGUGCUGGGCAGGUUGAAGGUGGAUAUAGCCUGUGGCAUGCUCUUCUUCAUUGUAGUGUUACAGACAUUCGCAUACAGUAUAUUAUGGGAUAUGCAAUUCCUUCUACGAAACUUGGCUCUCAUAGGUGCCUUGUUACUAGUCGUGGCGGAGGCCCGGGCUGAAGGGCGGAGCUUGUUCGCGGGUGUGCCCUCGCUCGGUGAGAACAAGCCGAAAUCGUAUCUGCAGCUUGCUGGUAGAAUUCUGUUGGCGUUCAUGUUCAUCACGCUGUUGAGAUUCGAAGUGUCGUUCUUGCAGAUUGUCCAAGACCUGCUCGGCAGCAUCCUCAUGAUCCUGGUUACAGUGGGCUACCGUACCAAACUGUCUGCACUGAUGCUGGUUCUUGUACUGUCAGUCCUCAAUUUAUAUCACAAUGCGUGGUGGGCGGUGCCGUCUUACAAGCCGCUCAGAGAUUUCCUUAAAUAUGACUUCUUCCAGACUCUAUCGGUGAUUGGCGGUCUACUCAUGAUAGUAUACCUUGGGCCUGGCGGUGUUAGUAUGGACGAGCACAAGAAAAAGUGGUAG